CGCUCCAAUGGACUAAAAACUAAAACACAAAUCAACAAAAGCAAAAAUUGAAGUGAAAAUAUAAGCUAUUACAAUUUACAUAUUACAUACAAUUUACAUAUAAGUACGAAAAAACUUUCCUGGGCCGGAAACAGAUUCGAAAACAAAGGAGCAAACACCCACAUAUUUGAAGAGGAUUAAUCAUGGACAUCUCAAAGGCACCAAAUCCGCGAAAACUGGAGCUGUGUCGCAAAUACUUCUUUGCUGGCUUUGCAUUUCUGCCCUUUGUGUGGGCCAUUAACGUUUGCUGGUUUUUCACGGAGGCCUUCCAUAAGCCACCAUUUUCGGAGCAGAGCCAAAUAAAGAGAUAUGUUAUAUACUCUGCAGUGGGGACUCUAUUCUGGCUGAUAGUACUAACUGCCUGGAUAAUAAUAUUCCAGACAAAUCGCACAGCCUGGGGCGCCACAGCGGACUAUAUGAGCUUCAUCAUACCCCUAGGCAGUGCAUAGACAUAACUAGAUUAAUUCGUUAGCAACUAAUGAUAUUAAAAAAGACUUCAUUCCUAAACAAAAUUAACGUUUAUUAUUAAUCCAUCAGAAGUUCCCGUAUAUGACCCAAACAAAAGAAGUGCUGUUUUGAUUUAAUUACAUAUUUUUUAUUCACAUCUAAAGCUGUUUUUGUUUUUUAUAAUUUUCUGUAUACUUUAAAUAUGUGUACUAUAUUUUGUUGAAAUUUCUUAGCCGCUAGUUAUGUGUUUUGUUCAUAUUCGUCCGCCCAUAUUUGAAUGCUUGAUUUAGCUUUAGUUAGCCAUUUUGUGGAUUACAUUCUUUGCUUAGAUACAAUUUCAUUGUUUCGAAUUCAAUUCAAUGCGCUUUAUCCAUCUCUAAAAUACAUAAUUUGUAUAAAACUCUGCUUGUACCGUUGCAUAAGCCAUUAUGGUAAUUUGUUAAAUCCCAUUUAAUUGUUUUGUUAUGUUGUGUGUUUGUAUCCGUGAGUCGAAUGCCUCCUACGAUUUGAUUACAAAUUGCAUUAAGAAUGUCAAAAAACCUAGCGACUCCUAAAUGAGUGUAAGGAAAACACUCGCCGAUCUACACAUGAAGACAUAAUUCAAAUUGCUAUUAUUCGGUAAAUCGCUUGCAUUUCGUUUGCGGUUAACAGCAAAUGCUGCCAACACAUAUAGUAAAUUACAAUAUUAUGUAUUA
This is a messenger RNA of Drosophila melanogaster (fruit fly), 1181 nucleotides long. It is a transcript of the gene pen-2, whose product is annotated as presenilin enhancer. The record is from RefSeq and is marked reviewed. The transcript has 3 exons. NCBI's taxonomy places the organism in Eukaryota, Metazoa, Arthropoda, Insecta, Diptera, Drosophilidae. Gene Ontology annotation, cellular component: membrane. Bases 183 to 488 code for a protein of 101 amino acids.